Messenger RNA from Funneliformis mosseae, 582 nucleotides. The record is from the annotation of a GenBank genome assembly. NCBI's taxonomy places the organism in Eukaryota, Fungi, Glomeromycota, Glomeromycetes, Glomerales, Glomeraceae.
AUGGCUUUUAUGUUGGGUGACAUUAAAAUGAAUUUGUCAGCAACGAAGCUUGUUCACUUAUUCGCUACUUGUAUGAACAAAGGAGGUGUCGUGACGCAAGUUAAAUUGGAAGACCAAUUACGAUUGUGGCAUUUAACUUUCAUUGAAUUUCACGUUGCUAAUUGUUAUGCACCUAGUUCAUGUAGCAAUAUUUCUGGAAUUCUUCCAGAUUUGAACAUACAAUUGUUAGAAUCACCAUUUCAAAAUUCGAAGAUUACGCCCACCCACAUAAUUGAACCCAAUCAAUUGUUGGAAAGUGCUACGUCCGAUUUCUGGAGAUGUUGGGUUCGAUAUAAUCUCAUGUCAAUGGGUGUUGUUCUUGCCUCCCAAAUUUGGUCACAUCGCGAACGUUUUAAAAUUCGAAGGUGCCUACGAUAUUUACGAUUGAUAAAUCUGGUUCGAAUUAGCAGUCAUAGAUUAAUUAAUGUAUUGAAUGCCACCGAUAGCAAGUUCGAUAAACAUUCUUAUAAACAUAUUUACAUGAAAAAAGAUAAAUCUCAAUUUGAAACCGUACUUGAGCAUGCUAUCCGAAUCGAGAAUUAA